UGGGGCUAUCACAUUCAGAAGUUUUUACUUAUUAAUUCCCAAACAAUGUUUGGAAUGUUGUAAAUAUUGCUUCGUUAAAUACCACUACCCAUUCUCGCAAAUCUAACCAUUACCAAAGAAAACAAAAAGACAACGAGAUGAAGCCAGAGUCAAAAGAAGUCCAACAUAUCCAUCCCUUAACGGUGGUUACCGUUGGUGACUUCAUAUGCAAUGGCUGCAACACCGAGGGCUAUGGUAAGACCUACUGUUGCGCCAAUUGCGACUACCAUCUUCACGAAUACUGUGCCACGUGUCCCACUACCCUCCUCAGCUUUAUGCAUCCACAACACGAGCUCGGGCUAGUCUUUGAAGGACCAGAGCGUUUAUGCAACAUCUGCGAUGAAUCAGUCGAGGGGCUCUAUUACCGUUGCAUAGCUUGUGAUUUCGAUGUCCAUCCACUCUGCACACGGCUGCCUCAGCACGUGCGCCACGUGCCUCACCCGGCUCAUCCCUUAGAGCUGAGCCACUCGGAAGCAAACAGCACCUGCAUGGUUUGCCGUGGUGCCAUCCAGUCUUGGCGGUACAAGUGUGGUCCAUGCGGGUUAGAUGUUCACAUGGAGUGUGUUAAUUCUUCUGCAUCAGCUGCGACGGGCACUCAUAAUAAUCCUAAACAUGGAUGCGGAUGUGAACACAAUAACGGAGAUACAAAUCAAGGUCAGGAUCAAGUACCGCGUCCAUAUCACGUUAAAAGAAGAAGAAUGCUUCGCAUCUUGAAGUUCAUAACGGUUGAGGUUAUCCGCAAUAUCAUAGCUCCUUAGCAAGCUACCGAAGCAAGUAGAGGUUCAUUUUAAAAUGGCAACUCUCUUACGUUAUGACAUUAUGUUUUGUAUCUCCAUUGUUUAUAUUGUUUCUGUUAUGUUAUGCUAUCCGCAAUAAAUUUACUGUGUUACCAUCUUCAA
This is a messenger RNA of Arabidopsis lyrata subsp. lyrata, 938 nucleotides long. RefSeq lists its product as uncharacterized. The record is from RefSeq and is a predicted model, not a curated record. The transcript has a single exon. NCBI's taxonomy places the organism in Eukaryota, Viridiplantae, Streptophyta, Magnoliopsida, Brassicales, Brassicaceae. The coding region runs from base 138 to 797 and encodes 219 amino acids.